UCUCCUCGAUAUAGUGAAACUGGCUCUCUCUCGCCUGUGGACUAGCUAACAAGUGGUAUCACAGCCGCGGCUGGAAAUCGGGCUAGGGUUUUCGAUUCAAAAGAAUGACGUCGGUGAACAUGAAGAUCGAAAAGUUCACGAGGAAGAACAGCUUCGCUAUAUGGCAGAUCAAGAUGCAGGCUUUAUUGAAACACGAAGGGCUGUGGGGGCUGCUAUCUGCGAAACAGAAGAAGGCAGCGGUCGAUGACGAUGAGUCGAAUACCCUGGAGGAGAAGGCCCACUCGACCAUCAUGCUAUUGUGGUCCGAUGACGUCAUCAUUGAAGUCGCUGCUGAGAAGACUUCCGCGGGCUUGUGGUUAAAGUUGGAGAGUCUGUAUAUGAUGAAGUCCUUAACCAACAAGCUGCAUCUCAAGACACGGUUGUUCAGCUUGAGGAUGCAAGAAGUUACGCCUUUGAGGGAUCAUCUGGAACAACUUAAUUCUAUUUUGCUAGACUUACGCAAUAUAGAUGUGAAGGUUGACGAUGAAGAUGGUGCCCUAAUCUUGCUUGUGUCUUUGCUGAGUUCAUAUGAGAAUUUCGUGGAUUCUUUUAUUGCUGGUAAAGAUAGCUUGUCGUUGGAGGAUGUCAGAUCUGCUCCACACGAGAGAGAUCAGGCAUAAGGCGUCCGGUUCUGGUGUAGGUGGUGAAGCAUCGGGUUUGGCUAUUACAGGUGGAAAGAGAAAGAAGAAAUCUGGUAAAGGGAA
This is a messenger RNA of Linum trigynum, 743 nucleotides long. Lineage: Eukaryota; Viridiplantae; Streptophyta; Magnoliopsida; Malpighiales; Linaceae. The record is from the annotation of a GenBank genome assembly.